Messenger RNA from Lagenorhynchus albirostris (white-beaked dolphin), 2304 nucleotides. It is a transcript of the gene ASB5, whose product is annotated as ankyrin repeat and SOCS box containing 5. Gene Ontology annotation, molecular function: protein binding. The record is from RefSeq and is a predicted model, not a curated record. Lineage: Eukaryota; Metazoa; Chordata; Mammalia; Artiodactyla; Delphinidae. The coding region runs from base 116 to 1105 and encodes 329 amino acids. The transcript is spliced from 7 exons. Gene Ontology annotation, biological process: intracellular signal transduction; positive regulation of protein catabolic process; protein ubiquitination.
CCAGCUGCUAUUUUCCUUCCUCAGGACCAGCUGUCCAGGAGCAUCCCGGACCGGAGCCAGGCACAUUCGGGACUUGGAUCUGACCAAGGGCGGCAGCAGCCGGGCUGGUGCAGCGAUGUCGGUGGUCGAAGAAAGCCGGCCCUUUGCUCAGCAGCUCUCUAACGUCUACUUCACCAUCCUCUCGCUGUUCUGUUUCAAGCUCUUUGUGAAAAUCAGCCUCGCCAUCCUCAGUCACUUCUACAUAGUGAAAGGCAACCGCAAGGAGGCGGCCCGGAUAGCGGCUGAAUUUUACGGAGUAACCCAAGGACAAGGUUCCUGGGCAGAUCGGUCACCACUUCAUGAAGCGGCAAGUCAAGGUCGUCUUCUUGCUCUGAGAACAUUAUUAUCGCAGGGCUAUAAUGUCAAUGCAGUAACCAUAGACCACGUCACCCCGCUACACGAGGCCUGCCUUGGAGAUCACGUGGCCUGUGCCAGGACCCUUCUGCAAGCUGGAGCUAAUGUAAAUGCGAUCACCAUAGACGGUGUGACCCCGUUAUUCAAUGCGUGCUCACAAGGCAGCCCCAGCUGCACAGAACUGCUUCUGGAAUAUGGUGCCAAACCCCAGCAAGAGUCCUGUCUUCCUUCCCCUACACACGAGGCCGCCAGCAAAGGUCACCAUGAAUGUCUGGAAAUCCUCAUAUCCUGGGGCAUAGAUGUUGAUCAAGACAUUCCUCAUCUGGGAACCCCUCUGUAUGUAGCUUCUAUGUCUCAGCAGUUCCACUGCAUCCGGAAGCUUCUUUACGCUGGCGCUGACGUACAAAAAGGCAAAUAUUGGGAUACCCCAUUACACGCUGCUGCUCAACAGUCCUGUAUAGAAAUUAUAAACUUACUGCUAGAAUUUGGAGCGGACGUCAAUGCCAGAAACACAGAGCUUCUGAGACCUGUCGACGUAGCGACCUCUAGCAGUUUGGUGGAAAGAUUACUGCUUCAGCAUGAAGCUACCCCAAGCUCUCUGUGCCAACUUUGCAGACUCUGUAUCAGAAACUACAUUGGAAGACCAAGAUUACACCUUAUCCCACAGCUCCAGCUGCCAACAUUAUUGCAGAAUUUCUUACAGUAUCGAUAAGGCAGUAAAAUAAUUCUAAAUGUUUGAAAAUCAAAAAUUUCUAUUUCAUCUGCAUAGUGUAUAUUUCAUAUUAAAAUAUGCUAAAGAUAGGGGAAAGAGAUAUGAGAACACCCUGGAGAAGAAGUGAAAUAGCAAUUUUAGUUAAAGUGUACUAGUACAUACUAUUGUUUUAUGCAUUUUUAGUUUCUGAACUAUAAUAUGUUUAAAAUAUCUAUAUAUUACUAGCUAUUCCCAUAUAUCCCUUUGUUGAUUUAGAAAAAAAUGAGAAAUUCACCAUUUCAUUUUUAGAAUGAAACAGAAAAAUGUGAACCCUUACUAAAAGUAUUUGUAUAUUAUAUUUUUAAAGGUCUAUAUUUUUCAAAUAAUGUGUUAGCUUUUAAUUUUUGGCCUCUGUAAUUGACUAUCUCUGUAUUUUUUAUAUUAAUACGAAAUAUGAGUAUGGUUUAGAAAAGAGUAAGUCAUAACCUUUUUGAAAUAAAGUUGACUCUCAUUCAGGAAACCCACCCUGUUAGAUGUACACUUGUCCUUGUAAUGAUUAAUUCCAUAAAGAAAGGAUAAAUUGCCCCUUCCCUGCAAAGAUCCCACUGGUCACUUCACCGCUUUAAAUGGACCUAUUUCAGAAACUGGUAGGACUAAAAUGGUCACUACUGCCCUCUCACCCUGAGAACUCUGGAACAUUACACACCUGCUCAAACCAUCUGAAGACCCUCUCCUUCUCAAGGGUGGCCUCUCCAGGUUUCCCUUCUGUGCCUUUACACGUACCACUCCAGCCUUCCCCCAGUUCAGAGACUGCUGACAGCUGGUGAUACCUGGACCCAGGAAGAUGAACUUCAUAUCUAGUUGAUAAAGAGGCCCUGGGUCACACUUCAGGGGUCAGGGCAGUCCAAGGCUAUAGAAAAUGGAAGAAGAAAAAUGCCUUAACUUGUGGGGUUUUCAAAGAAAGGGACAAGGGGGUACCACUUAGCAAAUGUAGAAAACUCAGAAAAUGUACGCUAUCUGUGGACCUUCAUUGUGGUGUUCCUAACCCUUCUUACACAAAGCAAGGGUUCUGCAUAGACUGUACUGCAAGGGAAUGCGGUACGCCAGAAGGUAUUAGUGUAGCGGUGUCCCCUGCAGGCGUUUAUUCUCUUCUGCUUCACUGUACUUGAGUGCGAUGUAAAACAUAACUUAAAAAAUUAAAUAAAAAUUUUUAAAAAGCC